Camelina sativa (false flax) is the source of this 2234-nucleotide messenger RNA. Lineage: Eukaryota; Viridiplantae; Streptophyta; Magnoliopsida; Brassicales; Brassicaceae. The record is from RefSeq and is a predicted model, not a curated record.
UUAGUUUCUCAGAAACCGUUGUGUUGAGAAGAAGAGAAAAAUGGGGACUCUGAGUAAAGUGUUAUGUCUUGUGCUGCUGUGUUGUGCCGUGGCUGCUGCUGAAGGUACUUUGAAGUACAAGGACCCAAAGCAGCCUUUGGGUGCAAGAAUCAGGGAUCUGAUGAACCGUAUGACUCUCCAGGAGAAGAUUGGUCAGAUGGUUCAGAUCGAACGCAGCGUCGCAACUCCUGAAGUUAUGCAGAAAUACUUCAUUGGGAGUGUCUUGAGUGGAGGAGGAAGUGUGCCUUCGGAAAAGGCGACUCCUGAAACUUGGGUGAACAUGGUCAAUGGGAUUCAAAAGGCGGCUCUUUCCACUCGCCUUGGAAUCCCAAUGAUCUACGGUAUUGAUGCUGUUCACGGUCACAACAAUGUCUACGGUGCCACCAUUUUCCCACACAAUGUAGGCCUUGGAGUCACAAGGGAUCCUAACCUUCUUAAGAGGAUUGGGGAAGCAACCGCGCUUGAAGUUAGAGCGACCGGAAUCCCAUACGCCUUUGCACCUUGUAUUGCAGUAUGUAGGGAUCCAAGAUGGGGAAGAUGCUAUGAGAGCUACAGCGAGGAUUAUAAAAUUGUCCAACAAAUGACUGAGAUUAUACCUGGUUUGCAAGGUGACCUUCCUACCAAGCGUAGGGGUGUUCCCUUUGUCGGUGGAAAGUCAAAAGUCGCGGCUUGUGCUAAACAUUUUGUUGGAGAUGGAGGUACAGUAAGAGGGAUUGACGAGAACAACACAGUGAUUGACUCUAAGGGGCUGUUCGGAAUUCACAUGCCUGCAUAUUACAACGCUGUGAACAAGGGUGUUGCAACAAUCAUGGUGUCUUACUCUGCCUGGAACGGUUUGAGAAUGCAUGCCAACAAGGAACUUGUCACGGGCUUCCUCAAGAACAAGUUGAAGUUCAGAGGGCUGUUCGGAAUUCACAUGCCUGCAUAUUACAACGCUGUGAACAAGGGUGUUGCAACAAUCAUGGUGUCUUACUCUGCCUGGAACGGUUUGAGAAUGCAUGCCAACAAGGAACUUGUCACGGGCUUCCUCAAGAACAAGUUGAAGUUCAGAGGUUUUGUCAUCUCGGAUUGGCAGGGGAUUGAUAGGAUCACGACUCCUCCGCAUCUUAACUAUUCUUACUCUGUUUACGCGGGAAUCAGCGCUGGAAUUGACAUGAUUAUGGUGCCGUACAACUACACUGAGUUCAUAGACGAAAUUAACAGUCAGAUACAGAAAAAGCUUAUUCCGAUAAGCAGGAUCGAUGACGCUGUGAAGAGAAUCUUAAGGGUCAAAUUCACAAUGGGACUCUUUGAGGAACCACUGGCUGAUCUCAGCUUUGCCAACCAGCUUGGUAGUAAGGAACACAGGGAACUAGCUCGUGAAGCCGUGAGGAAAUCUCUAGUGCUGCUCAAGAAUGGUAAGAAAGGGGCUAAACCGCUGCUUCCUCUGCCUAAGAAAACAGGGAAAAUCCUUGUUGCGGGAACACAUGCUGAUAACUUGGGAUAUCAAUGUGGUGGUUGGACUAUCACCUGGCAAGGACUUAAAGGCAACGACCACACUGUUGGUACAACGAUCCUUGCUGCUGUUAAGAGCACAGUGGCUCCAACUACACAAGUCGUCUACAGUGAAAAUCCUGAUGCGAACUUCGUCAAGUCCGGUAAAUUUGACUAUGCCAUUGUGGUUGUUGGCGAGCCACCUUAUGCUGAAAUGUUUGGGGACAGCACGAACCUGACCAUAAGUGAUCCUGGUCCAAGCACAAUCGGGAACGUGUGUGGAUCCAUGAAGUGUGUCGUGGUUGUGGUCUCUGGCCGUCCCGUGGUGAUUCAGCCUUAUGUUUCGACCAUAGAUGCCCUUGUGGCGGCUUGGCUUCCGGGAACAGAAGGUCAAGGAGUGGCUGAUGCUCUCUUUGGUGAUUAUGGGUUCACUGGAAAGUUGGCUAGGACAUGGUUUAAGUCAGUGAAGCAGCUACCGAUGAAUGUUGGCGAUCUGCAUUACGACCCGUUGUACCCCUUCGGUUUCGGCUUGACCACAAAACCAUACAAAAUGUAGACUCAUUUGUAGUUAUUCAGCAAGGAAGAGAAAAAAUAUUGAGGGACACGAGAAAAAUAAUUUCGAUGAACAAUUUUGUGGGUUUGUAAAGCUCAUAUUAAAGUUGAACUUUGAGAUUGUCUGUCUACAAAGCUAGUGUGUUAUAAGAAUCGAUCAAUUCGGUCCA